Hordeum vulgare subsp. vulgare (domesticated barley) is the source of this 712-nucleotide messenger RNA. RefSeq lists its product as uncharacterized. Bases 128 to 358 code for a protein of 76 amino acids. The record is from RefSeq and is a predicted model, not a curated record. The transcript has 4 exons. Lineage: Eukaryota; Viridiplantae; Streptophyta; Magnoliopsida; Poales; Poaceae.
AAGCCCCUCUUCCUUUUCGCCGGAUCUUCUUGUGCACAUCGUCGCAUAUCCCAAAGCAGAAAACGCAAAAAGAAACCAGCAGUCCAAGCAACGAACUAGCGACAAGCGAAGGCGGAGGGAGUUGACGAUGGGGCAGUGCGGGUGCUUCGGGGCGGCGCAGAAGGAGCAGCGGGCGGAGGCCGACCGCCUCGAGGCGCAGGAGGCCCGCGCAAGGGCCGCCGAGGCCGCCCAGAAGAGGCAGCAGGAAUAUGAAAAGUCAGCUGCUGGACGAGCAGCACGGGCACAGAUUAAAGCUAUGAAGGAGUCCAAGACAUCAUCAAACCAAGGAGAGCCGGUUCUUAAGUGGCAGAUGGGGUAAAAUCGUCGUAGUGUCCUUGCAACCCUCAGUGUGUUGUUGAUGGUGCGCGGAAGCUUGUUUUCUUUUGAUCAUGCGAUGCAGUUUGGUCACCUAACUCAUUUGCGAUUUUUUGCAAGUGAAGUGUACAUCCUUUUAGUCACUGCCAUACAUGCUUAUUCAGAGAUGGCGUGUGUGUUGUCCAAUUUGUCUUCUAGAAGUGUUUCGUGUGUUACUGUACAUUCUGUAGACAAAGCUACUGCAUUGAAAGUGAUAUUUUGGUUACACUUCUUUGUACAAAGCUACGGGAGCGUGAUAUCUGCAACUAUCCAGUGGGGUUUCCUUUUAAGAGUUCCACCAAGAUUGCUUUUGCGUUAA